AAUUGAACCGGAAGCACUCGUUUCUAUGGUACAUCCUGUGGAAUAAGGAUACACUUUUGAAAUGUCCAUGGCUUGAUACUUUACGUUUAAAAACUCCCAAAUGUCAGCAAAAUGAAUUACAUGCCAGGGACUGCGAGCCUCAUCGAGGACAUUGAUAAAAAACACCUUGUUCUCCUUCGCGAUGGAAGAACAUUGAUUGGGAUCCUUAGAAGCAUAGAUCAGUUUGCCAAUUUAGUUUUGCAUCAAACAGUGGAACGAAUCCACGUAGGUAAAAAAUUUGGUGACAUACCUCGUGGAAUAUUUGUCGUGAGAGGAGAAAAUGUCGUCUUGCUUGGGGAAGUAGAUCUGGAUAAAGAAUGUGAUCAAAUCCUCCAGCGAGUUUCCAUUGAGGAAAUUCUGGAGGAACAGCGGACAGAACAGCAAGCCAAGCAGGAGUCAGAGAGAUUGAAGCUACAGGCAGUGAAAGAGCGAGGUUUAUCGAUCCCUAAAGCUGACACGUUAGAUGAUUUCUGAAACAACAUUUAGUUAUUUUUUGGAUGAUUUUAUUUCUGUUUUAUUGGAUGGGUUUUGUUUGGUAUGAGACGACAGUCUGUCUUGACUUUGAAAUCAUUCUGUCCAUUGAUAGAGUGAGUCUGACAAGAUUAUGACUUCAAGAUUUUGUUUCACUAGUUGCUUGUGAAGGCACAUUUUGAGAAUUGCCCACCAUCUUUGUUUUUUAAUGGCAGAUGCCAUAGUGAAAUGAAGGAUGGACCAAACUGAAGCACUUGUUGACGUUUAGUUUAAAAUUAAACAACUGUAAAUGUAUACAAGAAAAGUUUAUUUCAGUGUUCACUAUGUUAUGGAUAUGACGCUAUGGUUAAGUUGGUGUACUGUAUAAUGUAAAACGCAACAACACUGAAAAUAUUUUUGUUCUAUUAAACCUGUUUUAUACUGA
Molecule: messenger RNA, 934 nt
Organism: Rhinichthys klamathensis goyatoka
Lineage: Eukaryota; Metazoa; Chordata; Actinopteri; Cypriniformes; Leuciscidae
Gene: lsm1
Product: LSM1, U6 small nuclear RNA associated
Exons: 4
Coding region: 112-513 (133 amino acids)
Biological process (GO): deadenylation-dependent decapping of nuclear-transcribed mRNA
Cellular component (GO): Lsm1-7-Pat1 complex; P-body
Molecular function (GO): RNA cap binding
Source: RefSeq, a predicted model, not a curated record